GUGUGGACAAAUGAUUACACCACAGUCUCGUAAAGCAGGGGAUACGCGUUUGCAGCGAUACAACUGAAGAGAAAGCAGUACCAAGUAGUAUUGUGUGUCGGAUCAGUGGAACAACAGGGGAGCAACUAGAAGGGGUGGAAUGUACGAGCAACGGGGUUCAACUAUUAAAUAAGCAGCUUGAUCAACUGUCUCCGGCGCUGGAUCCGCUACAUUAGGCCUGAUGGAGCUGGGCACUCGACGAGCGCUGACCACUGAGGAACACCCACCACAAUCUGCCUCCCACUGCCAACCUUGAAGGGAGGGACCCCUCUGCUUCUUCCCCCCCCCUUUCCCCUUCCCUUCUCCCCUCCUCCUCCACUCAAACACUAUCUCCUCUGGUACACCUCCAUCCUCGCCCCUCCGUGGUUUGAGAUGGUGAUGAUGGGGAAGCUGAAGCAGAACCUGCUGGUGGCCUGUCUGGUCAUCAGCUCAGUCACAGUCUUCUACUUGGGUCGUCACGCCAUGGAGUGUCACCACCGCAUCGAGGAGCGCAGCAGGGUCCUCCUGGGCGGCUCGUUGGGCUCCUCCGCCAUCCUGCGGGGCUCCAGACCCGGGGGCCAUAACCUCUCCGUUCCAUUCGUCUACAACAAGGACAUGCCCCUAGUGUUCAUUGGAGGGGUUCCCAGGAGUGGGACAACGUUGAUGAGAGCCAUGCUUGAUGCUCACCCUGAGGUUCGGUGUGGAGAGGAGACCAGGGUUAUUCCACGUAUCCUGGCCAUGAAACAGAUGUGGUCGCGGUCGGGGAGGGAGAAGAUGCGUCUGGACGAGGCCGGGGUGACGGACGAGGUCCUGGACGCUGCCAUGCAGGCCUCUCUAGAGAUCAUCGUGAAGCACGGCGAGCCCGCCAACUUCCUCUGUAACAAGGACCCCUUCGCUCUGAAGUCCCUCUCCUACCUGGCUAAGAUCUUCCCGCACGCCAAGUUUGUGCUCAUGAUCCGGGACGGACGCGCCUCGGUCCAUUCCAUGAUCUCGCGUAAGGUGACGAUCGCUGGCUUUGACCUGGGCAGCUACAGAGACUGCCUGACCAAGUGGAACAGGGCCAUAGAGACCAUGUACACUCAGUGCCUGGAGGCCUCAGACAAGUGCCUGCCGGUGCAUUACGAACAGCUGGUGCUCCAUCCAGAGAAGUGGAUGAGGACGCUGCUCAAAUUCCUGGACAUUCCCUGGAACGAGGCUGUACUUCACCAUGAGGAACUCAUAGGGAAAGCAGGAGGUGUCUCCCUCUCCAAGGUGGAGAGGUCUACAGACCAGGUGAUCAAGCCGGUCAACGUGGAGGCCUUAUCCAAGUGGGUAGGCAAGAUCCCUGCGGACAUACUGAGGGACAUGCCCGUCAUCGCCCCCAUGUUGUCCCGUCUGGGGUACGACCCCUACGCCAACCCUCCCAACUACGGCCAGCCAGACCCCAAGGUCCUUGACAACACCAGGAGGGUGAGUAGGGAAACGACGGACAGGGACACACGUCACCCCAGAACACACAAACACAGACCCCAAACACAGUAUCCUCUGACGCAGAAAGCAGAUCUUAAGGACUGUCUUUCUCUUCUAAUUAGAUUACCUGUCCAAUCAACUUCCUCUAGUUAAAUGACCUGUCCAAUCUCUGACUCGCAUUUAAAUUACCCGGUGAAUUAAUAUCUUGUAUUCAAACGAAUGAAUUCCCAUUUUGAAUGGCUCCUGCUGACAACAUCUGUCUGAAUUCAGUGAUCAUAUUCAAAUGAACCCAUCCUCCAGAGUUCUUCUACUCUACGUAAUACGUUCUUCUACUCUACGUAAUACGUUCUUCUACUCUACGUAAUACGUUCUUCGACUCUACGUAAUACGUUCUUCUUUUCUACACUCGCUCACCUAGCCAGCCGUCAUUGGUGCUGGAAAGCGGCGAGCACACGGCCAUCUAUUCCUGGAGCAGAAUGUUUUAUUAAAUACUAUUUAAGCGAGGAGCCCCUCUCUCAAGCCUCUAGGAUUUCAUAUCUCUGAUCCUAUGAAACAUAUUCAAUCUAUCGCAGUUAUUUUUUUGUUUCUCUGGUUCAAGAUUUAAACUGAUACAUUCCAGUACUGUAGACCCCGGAAGACCUUUGACCUGUGUGUGUUGACAAGAGAUCAUCCGAUUUAACAUCUCUCCGUCGACAUGUUCGCAUGUGAUCUCUAAUCCUCACCUCCACCCUGUUUGGCUUCAGUUCCAGGUUCUAUACUGUCUUUUAAAAUAUAUUGUACAUCAGUGGAGGCUCCUCAGAGGAGGAAGGAGAGGAACAUCCUCCUCAGUCAUAAAAAUACAAAAUUAUUAUUUUUAGAUAAAACUAUACGAAAUAUAUUCAUUCAUAUACACACUGUUUUGCAAUGAAGGUCUACAGUAGCCUCAACAGCACUCUGUAGGGUAGCACCAUGGUGUAGCCGGAG
Salvelinus sp. IW2-2015 is the source of this 2430-nucleotide messenger RNA. Lineage: Eukaryota; Metazoa; Chordata; Actinopteri; Salmoniformes; Salmonidae. The record is from RefSeq and is a predicted model, not a curated record.